Messenger RNA from Triticum dicoccoides, 1586 nucleotides. RefSeq lists its product as uncharacterized. The coding region runs from base 143 to 1354 and encodes 403 amino acids. The transcript has 5 exons. The record is from RefSeq and is a predicted model, not a curated record. NCBI's taxonomy places the organism in Eukaryota, Viridiplantae, Streptophyta, Magnoliopsida, Poales, Poaceae. Gene Ontology annotation, molecular function: zinc ion binding.
UCCCAGAGGCUGAACAUAGGGAAUGUAUGUUUCACUUCGUGUCCAACUUCAAGAAGAAGUUUCAUGGAAAGGUGUUUGAUGACCACCUUUGGGCUGCUGCUUACUCAUGGAACCCAUAUAUAUUUGAAAAAAAUGGGCUGCAAUGGACAUAGCAAAGCCAGCGGCAACUGCAUAUCUUAGGAGGUGGCACACUAGGUUGUGGUUCAGGAGUGAGUUCUCAACAAUUUCCAAGGUGGAUUAUGUUACAAACAACUUGGCUGAGUGCUUCAAUAAUUGGAUUAAGCAUCACAAGUCCUUGAACUUGGACGACUUCUUUGGUAAGGUUAGGCAGAUGAUUAUGAUCAUGUGGAACCGAAGGAGGAAAGUAGCAAGGAAGUUGGUUGGGUUGAUUCUUCCCCACAUAAUUAAGAAGUUGAAUGCAAAGACUAGAGAAUUAAACUUGGAGGUGGUAGAAAGCUCAGAAGAAGUCGCUGAAGUGACAACAUUGGGAGGCAGCGGCUUUAGGUUUGUGGUCAACUUGCUUGACAGGACAUGUUCUUGUAGACAAUGGCAAGUUUCUGGCCUUCCUUGCAAGCAUGGUCUAGCAUUUAUCACAUCUCUUAUCAAUGCACACAUACAGAAUUAUGUGGACUUGUAUUACUCCAUUGACAAAUUUAGGGCAGCCUAUGACCAACUAAUUCCUGCCAUGGUUGACAAGAACCAAUGGCCUAAAUCUGACCAUGGAUUCUUCAUGUUUCCACCACUACUAAAAUCCACGGCGGGUAGGCAUAAAACUGAGAGGUAUAAAGGCUGCAGUGAGAAGAAAAGAAAAAGCGGCCAACACUUAUGCCCUAUUUGUAAGGACUAUGGGCAUCAUUGGCAUAAAUGCAAGAAGGGUAACCCAGAUGACAUUGCUGCUAUUUUAGCUGUGAGAGGACCACCAAAGAAGAGGGCAAAGACCACCAAAGCAUCAAUUGUGCCUUGCGAGGAUGAUGCUCCAGCAGCCUCUAUGUGCUUUCCGCCAAGCCAAAGCUUGGAACCUACAACUACGAAAAAGAGAAAACAUGAUAACUCAAUUACUGGAGCAUCAAAAAGACAAAUGUUGGAGAAAACAACUAAGGAAAAAGGGAAAGGGAGUAAAUCUGGAUCCAGAGUAGCAAAAAGAUCAACAACUCAGCCCAUUUGUGUGCCCAACAAGAAAGCAUCUGUUGCUUUGAAAUUACAUGCCAAAAGAAAAGGCAAAGAGGUUGCUGAUAAGUUGCCACACCUUCCUAUGGUGCCACAUGAUAGCCCUGCAAUGGGCACACGUAGCAAAAAAAUGAAUCCUGCCAGCCCUGCAAUGAGCACACGAAGCAAAAGGAGGCUUAGCUUGUGAUUCUCAUUGGAUCCCUUUCCAUAUCAUGGUUUAUUUGGGAAACUUUUGAGCUGUUUAUGUAAUCUAUAUGUGAACCUGGGCUUUUGUAAGUGCUAUAUGUGACCUUCAUGUGUUGUAUUUGACAUGAUGUGAACCUGGACUAUUAUAUGUGAACUCUAUGUGAACCUGAAUGUGUGUAGAGGACUAAAUAUGUGGACUAUUUCCGUAUAUGUGAACCUGGACCAAGUUUCUA